This is a messenger RNA of Schistosoma intercalatum, 849 nucleotides long. NCBI's taxonomy places the organism in Eukaryota, Metazoa, Platyhelminthes, Trematoda, Strigeidida, Schistosomatidae. The record is from the annotation of a GenBank genome assembly.
AUGUUCCUUAAAACAUUUCAAGAUUUAAAAGAUAUAAUAGUUACCAAACCCGGUGUUUAUGAUGUUUAUUUGAAAAUAAAUGAACCGGUUUCAGGAGAAAAAGUUCAAAUAUGGGAGUCGCUUAACAACUUAACUUUGCCAAAUGAUUUAAAAGACUUUUAUCUGACUACUAAUGGCAUCGAACUUGGAUGGUACAGUAUUUGUAAUGAAAAAACAUCUGUAGCUGGACUAAUCAAAAUAAAUAAACUAGAGGAUUUCAAAUCCAUAAAAUUAAGUUGCAUAAAUCUUGAUGGAGAGGCAAAAAACGACGAUUUUGAGGUAUUUGUAAACAGUUCCCUGGGCCCUGGAUUCAAUAGAUGGCCGACUAGUUAUGAACUAGAAAAGUGUCUGAAUGGCACCACGGUUAUUUUUGUUUUUAGUGAUAAUCAAGAAGGUGUUUUUAUUUUAAAUAAUGAUUUGAGUAUUCACAAGAUUUGCUGCACGUUUCGGCAGUACAUCAGAUUGGCGGUUGUACAUUUAGGCUUACAAGAUUGGCAACUUUGGUACACUGACGAUGAUCCGAUUCCAAGUAGCCAACAAUUAUGUUCUUUAUACACACCUGAACGUUUGUUUCUGAAUACACGCGAAUCUCACGAACAAUUUUCAGCGAACUUAGAAGAAUGGGUUCCUGUUUCCCUUAACUCCAGGAAACUACUGAACUUUGAAUUUUCUAGUAGGAUGAAUCGUUCUAAUUCUUUUGGAAAAACUACCGUUCAUUCGGAUAUGUCGAACAAACACGGAAGUUCUACUGACUUAUGGGAUUCAAGAUCAAAUGUUAUUGUGAAUACUGGUAGAAGGUCAAAAAAAUGA